GCGAGCGAGGACAAAUACUACAGACCAUGCGCUCAUCUGUAUGCCGCGUAGCUCAAAAGACCCAUUCAGGCUCCUCUCUUGCUCCUCGCCUCUCAGUGUAUACCCUUCUGUUCUCUCUAUCCUUGUCAAAGACGACAACCGCUCUGUUCUGCAUCAGCUGAUGAAAUUUCCCAUUUUGAUGCACUCGCCGCAACUUAGUGGGAUACAGAUGGCUCCUCUGCCCUCUUACACAAGAUGAACCCGUUUGCAUGUAGAUUGUGGUGGUGAGUCUUUGACAGAAUCGCUGGCUAGUCUUGAUGGUCAGAUUCUGGGGAUUGAUGCGUCCCAGCAUGCCAUCACGGUAGCAAAAGAACAUGCUGCGCGGCAAGGCCUCGCUGCGGAGUAUCAGCAAGUUUUGGCGGAGACGUUACUCGAGCGUGUCAAGGAGGGUCGGGAAAAGCCAUUCCAGGUGAUUGCUGCCAUGGAAAUCAUUGAGCAUGUCGAACAACCUGCUCAAUUCCUCGAAACACUAUUGGGAUCGUUGGAGGACGAUGGAUGGUUGUUUUAGAGUACGAUUGAAAAGACGCUGUUUGCAAAACCUGCUAACGUGUACGUUGUCGGAAAAUAUCUUACGGCUUGUGCCAAAGGGGAUGCAUAACUACGACAAGUUUAUUCCAAAGCAAGCACUCAUUUCGUGGUGCAGUCAAUUGGACGUCCAGGUGGUGGACACUCGAGACAUCAUCUAUGAACCUUUGCGUGGAGCAUGGAUUGUCCUGGAGCCUGGACAGACGUGGGGUGAGCAGUGCAACUACUAGCACCACGAAAGCGAGCAUAGUAGAAGGAUGUCGUAUUCGU
Molecule: messenger RNA, 834 nt
Organism: Protomyces lactucae-debilis
Lineage: Eukaryota; Fungi; Ascomycota; Taphrinomycetes; Taphrinales; Protomycetaceae
Exons: 1
Coding region: 477-794 (105 amino acids)
Source: RefSeq, a predicted model, not a curated record